AUGACCUCGGAUCCAGACUGCGUCAGCGGCUGGGGAACUGCGACGCACCAAAAGGUCAAUGAGACUGCUCACCAAAUCAUUUCAACUCAACUCGUCGACGCUAACAGCAUCAUGUUCCAGCUUUUCGGCUUUGCUGCCCUCCUGGGGUCGAGAAAUCUCAGCGACGACACACAGGCUCAGACGCGCUAUCGCAGUUCUGCAACGGGUAUUCCCCAGACCGAAAAUGAUCGGACACCCCGUGCGGAAGCGAAUUCAAUGCGAGAUGUCCGCCUCAUGACGCCGCGUCGCGACUCAAUCUCCUCAAAUGAGAACGACCUUCCAGGAACGCCCUACACCGGAGGGAUGUCCUUGUUAUUCAACGCGGACAUGAGACAUACCAACCCUAUCAAUCUGUCAAUCCUAAAGUUGUCCGGACCCGAUGAGUUUCUCCGUGUUGAAUCAGAAUCAGGGCAAGAGCGAAGCUGGUUCCGAGACUAG
Mytilinidion resinicola is the source of this 477-nucleotide messenger RNA. RefSeq lists its product as uncharacterized. The transcript has 4 exons. Bases 1 to 477 code for a protein of 158 amino acids. The record is from RefSeq and is a predicted model, not a curated record. Lineage: Eukaryota; Fungi; Ascomycota; Dothideomycetes; Mytilinidiales; Mytilinidiaceae.